Daphnia pulicaria is the source of this 638-nucleotide messenger RNA. RefSeq lists its product as uncharacterized. Bases 85 to 576 code for a protein of 163 amino acids. The record is from RefSeq and is a predicted model, not a curated record. Lineage: Eukaryota; Metazoa; Arthropoda; Branchiopoda; Diplostraca; Daphniidae. The transcript has 3 exons.
AGUCCAAUGGGUUCUGCAGUUCCCCAGAGGUUUUUGGUGGUACCAGAUGUACUGCGCUCUUUUCGAAUUAACGCAUAAUAUACAAUGAAAUCUUUGAACAAGAUUUUCUUGCAAAGUUUCGUCGUGGUUGGAUUGUUAUUCUCACAUGUCUCGUGCGUAAUAUCCCGUUCGACUACAGCAAGGACUGUUGCAGGCUCAGAGAAAGUUGUUACAAUUGACGAGGGCACAAAAGCAUUAGUGGCGAACCUGAGAGGUCUAGGAGCUGAUUUGAAAAAAUCAAUCGAUUUGAAAGAUCAUCCACUGACCAACAAUCUUGUGACAGACAUCAAAGACGUGUGGCAACGUAUAAUCGACAAAUUGAAACCAGAUUUGUACGAGGAUCUCAUAUUCUACACAGCUCGACUACUUUUCCUCGCCAAUGACCGCCACUGCGAGUCUCCCUACGAAACUUUCUUCAAACGCCAAUGCCUUCCCAUUGGCGAUGCGAAACACUGCCCAGAAAAUCAAACUCUGAUCGACGGACCGGACAACAAAGGUUUCUGUGGCUCAAAAACUCGUUCGAAAGUAAGAGGUUGAUUUCAUUAUAAUCACGUCAGUAUUUGACUUUAUCCUAAAAAUACAAAAAAUUCACGUUUCAA